CCGUGCAAAUUUGGGAAAUAAUGAAAUUCGAAGUUUUGGCCAUUUAACAUUGAAUCAAAUGGGAAGUGGCAGUUGUUAGUGUACUGUGAGCUCAAAUCUCUUUACAAGCAAAUAAAAAAGAUACUAAGAGUCCAACACAUUUUCCCUAUGUUCUGCCAUGCUAACACUGGGCGCUGCGUAACGCACAUAGCCUAGCGCUUGUAGCGCUUUAAUACAGAACCACCUUGCAUCGCUACAGCCUCCUUAAGCCGGUAACAGCACGUUACGUUACGUAUAAAAGCAGAAGUCGUUUACCACGUGUGUUUGUUGUUGAUUAAUCGUUUGAAGUAAAAUGGCAAAUGUAUUAGAAUUCAAAGGACAUCGGUCCUUCAGAUAUCGUAUAAUAUUGGCAACUUUAACCGGUAAAACGGUUAGAAUUUCUGACAUUCGGCCCACCGACGAUGAUCCAGGACUUCGAGAAUUUGAAAUUAAUUUUUUGCGAUUCGUCGACAAGAUGACGAACGGCGCGAGGAUCGUCCCCAGUGAAACUGGUACAUCAGUGUUAUACCAGCCAGGUAUUUUGAUCGGAGGAAUAGUGAAGCACGAAUGUUGCCUUGACAGAGGCAUAGGAUAUAUUUUAGAGGCUGCUAUGGAAUUAGCACCUUUUUGUAAAACACCUUUGGAGUUAACUUUGGGAGGAGUUACAAGUAAUGAAAUUGAUCCAAGUGUUGAUAGAAUAAAAGAUUCUGGAAUACCUGUAUUAAAGCGAUUUAUGACUGGUGACUAUGAAGUAAUUUUAACUAUUAAUAAAAGAGGUGCAGCACCAAAUGGAGGAGGUGAGGUUUUCUUCAAGUGUUCAACGGUGAAAUCUUUAAAAACUAUUCAAUUAAAAGACAGUGGGUUAGUUAAAAGAAUCAGAGGUAUAGCUUAUGGUGUUAGAGUUUCUCCAGGUAUUCCUCACCGUAUGAUUGAAACAGCAAAAGGAUCAUUGUUAAAGUUUAUUCCAGAUGUUUACAUAAAUAUAGAUGAAAAAAAAGGAAAAUCCGGAGGAAAAUCUCCAGGUUUUGGCAUAACUCUCACAGCAGAAACAAUUAAUGGCAUAUUUUAUUCUGGCGAGGCUGUUUCACCAAUAAGGGAUCCUAAUGCUGAUCCAUGUUUUCCCGAAGAUAUAGGCAAAGAAGCAGCUAAUAAAUUGUUUGAUGAAAUUUAUAGGAAUGGCACUGUGGAUAGUCCUUUCCAAUCUAUGACUGCUCUUUUCAUGGCUUUUAGCGGGCGUGAUGUAUCCAAAGUAGUAGUAGGACCCUUUACUCCAGCAAUGAUCCAAUUUUUGAGAGACUUGAAAGUCUUCACUGGAGUAACUUUUAGACUAGCGAAUGUCACUGAUGAUGAAGGCAAUCAAUUGCAGCAAGUACAUAUGACUUGCAGCGGAAUAGGAUUUUCAAAUAUGAGUAGAAGAGCCAUUUAAGUUCUACUUUACACAUUGUUUUUUAUAUAAGAUAUAUAAUUAAACGCAAAUGCUACCAUCUCAAAGAUAAUGCUUUGUACAUAUUGUAAAUACAAAAUAUAUGAUUAUAAGCUUGAGAAAUAAAAAAAUAAA
Trichogramma pretiosum is the source of this 1576-nucleotide messenger RNA. RefSeq names its product RNA 3'-terminal phosphate cyclase-like protein (gene Rtc1). The record is from RefSeq and is a predicted model, not a curated record. The transcript is spliced from 8 exons. The coding region runs from base 332 to 1444 and encodes 370 amino acids. Gene Ontology annotation, biological process: ribosome biogenesis; endonucleolytic cleavage of tricistronic rRNA transcript (SSU-rRNA, 5.8S rRNA, LSU-rRNA). Gene Ontology annotation, molecular function: RNA endonuclease activity. NCBI's taxonomy places the organism in Eukaryota, Metazoa, Arthropoda, Insecta, Hymenoptera, Trichogrammatidae. Gene Ontology annotation, cellular component: nucleolus.